Messenger RNA from Nothoprocta perdicaria, 1308 nucleotides. RefSeq names its product COMM domain containing 10 (gene COMMD10). The transcript has 7 exons. The record is from RefSeq and is a predicted model, not a curated record. The coding region runs from base 1 to 774 and encodes 257 amino acids. NCBI's taxonomy places the organism in Eukaryota, Metazoa, Chordata, Aves, Tinamiformes, Tinamidae.
AUGCGGUCCCCGCUGGCAACCGGAACCGCCCCCAUUCCCGGCUCCAUCUCCCCCAAUUCCCGUCUUUCGCGCGCCCUCCAGGCGCGCUCCCGCGCAAGGCGGAGCGCCGCGGGCGCGGCUUGGCCCCGCCGGGCUCCCGUCGGCCGCUGCCGGGGCGGGGCCUGCGCCGCAGCGAUGGCGGCGCCCGUGGUCCCGGAGAGCGAGAGCAUCCGCAGGGCCGUGUCGCUGCUGAACGCCGUGGCGCCGGGCCGCUUCCCGCGGCUGCUCUGCCGCCUGCUCCAGAGGCUGCACAUCAAGGCUGAAAGCAGCUUCAGUGAAGAGGAGGAAGAAAAACUGCAAGCAGCUUUUUCACUGGAAAAGCAGGAUCUUCACCUAGUUCUUGAAACUAUAUCUUUCAUUUUGGAACAGGCAGUCUAUCAUAAUUUGAAGCCUGCUACGUUGCAACAGCAGCUGCAGAGCAUUCACCUGGAUGAAGAUAAAGCAGAAGCAUUUGCCAAUGCAUGGGCAGCUGCAGGCCAAGAUACAAUUGAAAAGUUCAGACAGAGGGUUUUGACUCCUCAGAAGCUUGAAACAAUUGGAUGGCAGCUUAAUCUUCAAAUGGCUGAGUCCAUGCAAGCAAAGCUAAAAUCUCCUCGAGCUGUGCUGGAGCUGGGCGUGAGCAAUGAAGAUUCAAAGAACUUGAAGAAAGUGUUGGCGGAAUUUAGCCAUCAGGAGCUGUUUGAGUUCUAUAACAAGCUGGAGACUAUACAAGCACAGCUGGAUUCCCUUACGUGAUGUUUUUGAAGACUUAUUUCUCCAUCACACUCCUGCCACCUCAUUAUUUUGAAUUGAAGAUAGAUUGCCAAGCUGUGUUUGCUGAAGGAUUCAGUACUCUGCUUCCUGUAAAAUUAUAUGGCUUAUCUCCUUUUGGACCAGCACCAUUAGCCACGAGAGGGUUUUGUUAAGAGUUCUGAGGGUUUGAAUGGACUUUCUCUUGCUUUUCUGAGCAUUUGUGAAGAAUAGUUAUACUUGCAGAAAGAACAAGAAUGCUGUCCUGCUUCAGAGAUUCCUUUUUUUGUCUUGUUACAUGUGAUAUUUGCUUCCAAUGGAAAUUUGUAUACUAAUGAGGGACCAGGAAUAAAAUUUAUCUCUUAGACAUCAAAGCAAUAUAGAACUUUAGUAUAACAUUAGUAAUAAAAUAUGUAGCUAAUGAAAUCUCUGUCUUUUUGAACUGUUAUUUACAUGAUUGAUAGUGCUUAUUGUAAAUUUGUCAAAUUAAAUUCAGAAUAUAACAUUGAUUGUUUUAGUUUAGAUAAUUUUAAUUAUAUU